ACCUGCCUGCUGCCUGCCGCCGAGCUGUCUCUGUCUGUCACUGUCAACUCCCGUCCACUCAUCUCACACCCUUGCUCCUCUCUCUCUCCCUCUCUCCCUCUCUCCCUCUCUCCCUCUCUCCCUCUCUCCCUCUCCUCCUUCAACACACGGGAUCAAGCAUUGACAAUACCGCACCACCAUCCCAUCUCACCACCGGGGCGCGCCAACAUCCUUCAUCCGCCUCACUCAUCACCCGCCCGCUGCCCUCUCGUGUUGUUCCGUCCCAUUGUUGCCAUCGCCGCGGCUCCAAACCCAUCCAAUACCACCCCAACCCGCGUCGCACACCAUGGCCGCCGCCACGCUGCUCAAGCGCAAGCGCACCUCCUCGGACGCGCCCUUUUCCUUUGCCAGCGCGUUCGACAACACCAUGGUCAGCACCACAACCUCAACCACAACCACAACUACAACCAGCAGCUUCAAUCCCGUCUUCGGCUUCCCCGCGAUGGACCCGGGCCGCGACGCGCACCUCAACAGCCGCACCUGGAAGCGCUCACGCAGCAACCGCCCCUCCGACGACGAGGUCCAUCGUAAGUCUGCCGCGUCGCUCCCGCACAACAGCAGCAGCAGUCCUCCUCCUCUGUACAAGAGCUCAACGUGCUUCCCUGCAGAGCGCACCCUCCACCUACUCCUCUCCGCCCAGCAGCAGCAGCAGCAGACGACGACGACAACCAUCGAGCCCAAGACACCCGCGCCCUACGUCGCCGACCGGGGCGCACCCCUCGCCGGCACCUUUCGGCAGCACCACACCGAGCCACAGCAGCAGCGGCGACAGGGCUCCCUGCAUAGCUUCUGGGCCAUCAACUCCGCCCCCACGGCCGCCCCCGACGACUCCAUGACGGGCGUCCAGACGCAUGCCCAGCCCUUGUCUCGCGUGUGCGAAGACUGCGGCGCCGCGCUGGGGGCCGUCCCCGGCGGAGACGACAGCAUGGACAUUGACGGCCUGUCCUCAUCCGAUGACGACGCCGCCGCCCCUUGCGGCAACUGCGGGAAGGUCGUGUGCUUCAGCUGCUCCGUCAGCAGCCUCGGCGAGAAGAAGCGCUGCCUGCGCUGCGCCGACCGUCGCGUCUGGGUCGGCGGUAUCGGCUGGACCAGGAGCGAGGUCCGCGCCUACUAGGCGAUGCGUAUUUGGUUUUAAAAACUGGGCUGCUUUAUAGGGACAGGCGUUUGGAAAAAGGAGCGGCGUCUUCAAUUUCUGGCAUUGGCUUAUAACACCAAGGUUGCGGAUACCAGCAAGGGCUCAGUCCCCGUUGUACAAUGUUUACCAGCGCUGGGAUUAACAUGCGGUUCCCAAUUACCUUAGUACCUGUCAGCAAGGCUGCUGCUUAGGUACCUAGGUAGUAUGUACCAAAAAAAAAAUCGAAGUUUACAACACACGAACC
Purpureocillium takamizusanense is the source of this 1418-nucleotide messenger RNA. RefSeq lists its product as uncharacterized. Bases 326 to 1153 code for a protein of 275 amino acids. The transcript has a single exon. The record is from RefSeq and is a predicted model, not a curated record. Lineage: Eukaryota; Fungi; Ascomycota; Sordariomycetes; Hypocreales; Ophiocordycipitaceae.